Molecule: messenger RNA, 516 nt
Organism: Penicillium taxi
Lineage: Eukaryota; Fungi; Ascomycota; Eurotiomycetes; Eurotiales; Aspergillaceae
Exons: 1
Coding region: 1-516 (171 amino acids)
Source: RefSeq, a predicted model, not a curated record
AUGCUCGUUCCCGGAGAAUCAUUUCCUUCAGAAGGAGGCUCAAGCACCUCAAGUUCAGACAAAUCAUCCAGUUCCGGACACGGUCUCAGCGGCGGAGCAAUCGGCGGCAUAGUGGUAGCCUGCGUAGUCUUUGUUGCGAUAUUGAUCGCACUUUUCUUUGUGCUCGGUCGCAACCGCAUCUACAGCCGCUGGGCAGCCUCAGAGGAUGGACGCACUACUGACCGCGGCGAACGCACAGCACGAUGGACGAUGUUCGGCCACUCAGGUGAUAGCCGGCCCAAGACUGAGCUGGAUAGCCACGAAAUUGAUAGUACCGGCGCCUCAACUCAUAUGGAUUCAAUCUACGGCAGUCCAACAAUGAAGUCGUCGUUCCAAUCACCUUCUUCACCUAUUCCGGCACCGCAAUAUUCAGCUAUGGAGAUGCAGCAGACAUCGCGGAAUAUUCGUGGUCCCGUCGAACUUGAUGGUCAACAUGUUGUUGCGCAGCUUCCUGAUGAAUCUAGGGACUAUCGGUGA